AUGCCUCAAAAAAAAACCAAAGACGAAAAUAUAUUAAUAAUCGAUAGUAAAACUAUGUUUCUUAAACGUGCACUUGAAAAAUUAUUAAGCGAAAAAGAUAUUAAAAAAUCUCAAUAUCAACAAUUAAAACGAGCUUGUGAAACAGCAUUAACAUCAAUUACAAAAGAUAUUCAAACAUCUCGAAUAAGUGAAUCAUCUAUUUUACCAUCAACAGAUCAACAAUCAAUUAAUGCUGAAAAAUAUUUUCUUCCAUUUGAAUUAGCUUGUACAUCAAAUCAUCCUCGAAUGGUUGAUACGUCACUUGAUUGUCUUCAAAAACUUCUUUUACAUGGACAUUUACUCGGCAGUAUUGCUGAUCCAAUUGAUCCAUCAAAAUUAUUAAUUGAUCGAAUUGUAUCAACAAUAUGUAUGUGUUUUCGUGGUGUACAAACAGAAGAACAAGUUGAAUUACAAAUAAUUAAAGCACUUUUAACUAUAAUGACAUCUCAAGUAAUUGAAAUUCAUCAACGUAGUGUUUUACAAAUUAUUAAAACAUGUUUUAAUAUUUAUUUAACAAGUCGUUCAAAAAUUAAUGAAGCAACAGCACAAGGAUCUUUAUCACAAAUGUUAAAUGGAAUAUUUUCAAAAAUGGAACAAAAAAUGGUUUUCUUAAAUGAACGACGAAAACAAUAUCAAGAAGACUCAACAAUUAUAACAUCGAAUAAUAUUGAUCAAGAAAAUGUAUCAACAAUUGUCAAUGAAAUUCUUGAUGAAUUAGUAGAAAGAAUAUGUUAUGAUGAAGCAACACAAAAAACAAAAGAUACUACUUUAUCGACAAAUGAAAUUAUUGAAGAUACACAAGCAACACAAGAAGAAUUUCAUAAUGGAAGAUCAAGAAAUGGUUUAGAUUCUCAAUCAACUAGUGAUCCAUCAUCUACAAAGAGCACAAUGUCAAAUUCAUUAUCAGCUGAUGAAUUAUCAGCUGAUAAUUCUUUUAAAAAUGCUUAUUAUGUCUUUCGUGCAUUAUGUAAAUUAUCUGAUCGAGAUAUAAAAGAUAAAACAAAUACUGAUCCAAAAACUAAUUUGGAUUUAAAAUCUCGAAUAUUUUCAUUACGUUUAAUAAUGCAAAUUCUUCAAACAUCAGGUCCAAUAUUUCGUUCAUCAGAAGAUUUUCUUUAUAUUAUUAAAACAUAUUUAUGUGUAUCAUUAUCACGUAAUGGUGUUUCAUCAAUACCUGAAUUAUUUGAAAUGGCUUUAUUUAAUUUUGUUGAAUUACUUGAUAAAUUUAAAUCAUAUUUAAAAAUACAAAUUGAAGUAUUAUUUCGUGAAAUAUUUUUAACUAUACUUGAAACAUCAACUAGUUCAUUCCGUCAUAAAUGGCUUGUUAUUCAAACAUUAGCUAAAAUUUCUGCAGAUGCUCAAAUUAUUGUUGAUUUAUUUAUUAAUUAUGAUUGUUCAAUGCGUUCAGCUAAUAUAUUUGAACGUCUUGUUAUUGUUCUAUCACGUGCUGCACAAGGACGACAAGCAGAUGAACUUGGUUGUAGUCCAACAGAAGAACAUAAUUUAAGAAUGAAAGGUCUUGAAUGUCUUGUAUCAAUUUUAAAAUGUAUGGUUGAAUGGAGUAAUAAUUUAUAUGUUAAUCCACAUCUACAAAGCAAUUUAGGACCUGAUUCAAAACCAUUACAUGACAAUAAUUAUGAUCAAGAUAGUGGUCGAUCAUCAUCAGGUUAUGUUGGUAAUGGUAUACGUCGUACAGAUUCUAGUGGUUCAAUAAAUUCUUAUCAUUCGAAUAGUGGUCUUUCAUCAGAAUCAUCAAAAAAUGUAAUCGAUUUUGAAUUAGUUCGUCAACGAAAAGAAUUAUUUGAAAAAGGCAUCGAUUUAUUUAAUCAAAAUUCUAAAAAAGGUUUAUCAUAUUUAUAUGAAAAAAAUCUUCUUAAUAAUGAACCCGAAGAUAUAGCACAAUUUUUUCAUUCAUAUCAAGAUAUAUUAGAUAAAACUAUUAUUGGAGAUUGUUUGGGAAAUGAAGAUAAUCAUUUCAAACAAAUCAUGUAUGCAUAUGUUGAUCAACUUGAUUUUACAAAUAUGGAAUUCUUAGCUGCAUUAAGAAAAUUUCUUUCUGGAUUUCGUUUACCAGGUGAAGCACAAAAAAUUGAUAGAUUAAUGGAAAAAUUUGCAGCAAGAUUUUGUGAAUGUAAUUCACACUUGGAAAUUUUCGCCAGUGCUGAUACAGCUUAUGUUCUUGCUUAUUCUGUAAUAAUGUUGACAACAGAUUUACACAGUAAAAAUGUUAAGAAAAAAAUGACUAAAGAACAAUAUAUAAAAAUGAAUCGUGGUAUAAAUGAAAGUCGUGAUUUACCAGAAGAAUUUCUUUCAAAAAUCUAUGAUGAAAUUGAAAAUGAAGAAAUUAAACUUAAAGUAACAACAUUAAGACGUGGAGCAAAUACUGUUGGAGCAACUGGAACUAAAGAAAAUAUAACCAGUGAUAAACAACGCGAACUUUUAUUUCAUAUGCAAAUGAAAGAUAUUGAAUGUGUUGCACGUGAUUUAAUGUCAAAUGCUGGAUCAAGUACUGAAGAAUUUACUAUUGCAAAACAUCUUGAACAUGUUCGACCAAUGUUUCAAAAAGCUUGGUCACCAUGUUUAGCUGCAUUUAGUGUUGGUUUACAAGAUAGUGAUCAUAUUGAUUUAGCUCAUCUAUGUUUAACUGGUAUUAGUUAUUCUAUUCGUAUUGCUUGUAUAUUUCAUAUGGAGCUUGAACGUAAUGCAUUUAUUCAAGCAUUAUCACGUUUUACAUUAUUAAUGACAACAUCACAAGUUAUUGAAAUAAAAGCAAAAAAUGUUGAAUGUUUGAAAAUAUUAAUAUCAGUUGCACAAACUGAUGGAAAUUAUCUUGGUGAUGCUUGGUAUGAUAUUUUAAAAUGUAUAAGUCAAUUAGAAUUAGCACAAUUAUUUGGCAUAAAUGCUAAUAAAGCAAGAUUAAAUAUAACAAAUCAUCAAUAUCAAAAUUUAACAUCAACUAGUUCAUCACAUACAUUUAGUUUACCAUUUGAUAAUCUUUUUUAUUCAGAAAAAGGUCAAUUAUCUAAACGUAUGCAAUCAAUACAAGAUCAAAUACAUGAAACAAGUUCUCAAAAUAUAGUCGUUUCAGUUGAUCGUAUUUUUUCUGGUUCAGCACGACUUGAUGGUGAUGCUAUUGUGGCAUUUGUUCGUAGUUUAUGUCAUGUAUCAAUGGAUGAAUUAAAUUCAAAUUUACCACGAAUGUUUAGUUUAUUAAAAUUAGUUGAAAUUUCAUAUUAUAAUAUGGGUCGUAUUCGUCUUCAAUGGUCAAGAAUAUGGGAAAUUAUUGGUGAUCAUUUUAAUAAAGUUGCAUGUAAUUCAUUACAAGAUGUUGCAUUUUUUGCAGUUGAUUCUUUAAGACAAUUAUCAAUGAAAUUUCUUGAAAAAGGCGAAUUUCCAAAUUUUCGUUUUCAAAAAGAAUUUCUUAAACCAUUUGAAGUGAUUAUGAAAAAAAAUUCAUCAUCAACUAUACGUGAUAUGGUUGUACGUUGUGUAACACAUUUUGUUGAUUCUCAAGCAAAAAAUAUUCGAUCUGGUUGGAAAAAUAUUUUUAGUGUCUUUCAAAUGGCUGCUGCUGAUACAGAUGCACAAAUUGUUGAAUUAGCAUUUCAAACAUGUACACAUAUUAUUGGUGUUGUAUUUGAUAGACAAUUUGCAUCUGUACUUGAUAGUUUUCAAGAUGCUGUUAAAUGUUUAUCAGAAUUUGCAUGUAAUGCAUCAUUUCCUGAUACAUCAAUGGAAGCAAUAAGAUUAAUUCGACAAUGUGCUAAAUAUGUUGCAGAAAAACCACAAAUUUUUCGUGAUCAUGCUGGAGAAGAUUUAAUUAAUGUACCAGAAGAAGAUCGAGUUUGGGUGAAAGGAUGGUUUCCAGUUUUAUUUGAAUUAUCAUGCAUUAUUAAUCGAUGUAAACUUGAUGUGAGAACAAGAGCAUUAACUGUUAUGUUUGAAAUAAUGAAAAAUUAUGGUGAAACAUAUCGUCAAAAUUGGUGGAUAGAAUUAUUCAAUGUUGUUUUUCGUAUUUUUGAUAAUAUGAAAUUACCUGAUACACAAAUUGAAAAAAUUGAAUGGAUGACAACAACAUGUAAUCAUGCUUUAUAUGCAAUUGUUGAUGUAUUUACACAAUUUUAUAAUGAAAUACCUGAAACACUUGUUGAUAAUCUUUAUUGUCAAUUAAAAUGGUGCGUUAAUCAAGAUAAUGAAAUAUUAGCAAAAUCUGGAACAAAUUGUUUGGAAAAUUUUGUUAUAGCUUGUGGACAACGUUUUACACCACAUGUAUGGGAAAGAACAUGUGCUUGUAUAUUAGAAAUAUUUCGCUCAACACUUCCUGAAACUCUAAUGACAUGGCGACCUGAUAUUGAAUCCAGUGGAAUUUCUACGCACAAUGAAACAACUUUACUCGAUCGUACAGAUAGUUCAUUUGAUUAUGCAGCUGUUGAAUCAGCAUCAAGUCAACAUAAUCGUAUGGUACUCGCUGGUACUACCAUUAAUGUAAAUAGCAGUACAUCGGAUCAACAAGAAUCAAUUUUAAGUAAUCGUCUAUCACCUACAAAUAGUAUUGAACGAUCAUUAAAAACUCAAUCAGAUUUUCAUCUUUUUCAAAUUUUAACAAUCAAAUGUAUUGUACAAUUAGAACUUAUACAAACAAUUGAUCAUAUUGUUUUUUAUCCAUCAACAAGUAAAAAAGAAGAUUUACAAAAUAUUGCUAUUGCACAAGCAUUAGCAAAUGUUUCAUCAGGUCAACAAAAUUUAGCAUAUUUUACUCAUUUGGAUGAUACACGUGAUGAUUAUGGAAUGUAUAAUAAUAUGAAUUUAGAUCAAUUACUUCUACUUAUUGAUUGUCUUAUUGAAUCACAUAUGUUUGCUCGAGCAUUUAAUUCAAAUCAUGAACAAAGAAAUCUUUUAUGGAAAGCUGGAUAUCGAGGAAAAGCAAAACCAAAUUUAUUAACACAAGAAACUCAUAGUAUUGCAUGUGCAUUUCGAAUUCUUUUUCGAUUAUAUACUGAUUCAAAAAGAAAUGAUUCAAUGGAUAUACUUAAAAGACGAAUUCUCAAAUUGGCUCAUAGUAGUUUGGAAUAUUAUGUAACAUUACAAUCUGAAAGUCAUCGUGAUGCAUGGACAAGUGUACUCAUAUUAAUAUUUACUAAAUUUCUCAAACUUAAUGACGAUCGAUUCAAAUAUUUUUCAGGGGAUAUAUACUCAAUUGUAGCUGAAAUAGUUGUAUUUGAUUUAAAACCUGAAUUACGGUAUAUAUUACGAGAAUUUUUACUUCGUGUUGGUCGUGUAUUUAAUGUGAACAGCGAAUAA
This is a messenger RNA of Rotaria sp. Silwood1, 5340 nucleotides long. The record is from the annotation of a GenBank genome assembly. NCBI's taxonomy places the organism in Eukaryota, Metazoa, Rotifera, Eurotatoria, Philodinida, Philodinidae.